GUAACAGUAACAGCAAAACAACCACAGAAGAAGAACACAAGCCGCGCGUUGACUGCCAUCUUGUGGAGGUAGUAUGCCAAAGAGGACGUGAGGAACGGCAUGAGCUUUGUUGACUCACCAAAUAAUCGGUCAACUUUACACGAACGUCCGCGCAGCGUAGCGGCUAAGCUAACAAGCUAGCUGGCGAGCUGACACCAGCCAUGGACCCGCUGAGUAUGGCGGAGGACGAAGUGGCUCUGGAGGGUCUGGACGGAAUUACCAUCCCCACUUUGUGGAUACGACUCCAAGACCGGACGCCGAAGUUCCCCCUGAAGCUGGACGACAGCACGAAGGAGUUCAUCUGGAAGUCGCUGGUCGACAACGGCGACCUGACGUUCUACCUGCUGCCCGCCGAGAGGGAGGAUGUUGUGCUUUACGACAGGUUCAAACACGCCCUUGAAAGUGGGUCCAUAGGAGACAGGAAGGACGUGUACCCGGUGCACAUCCUCCAGGAGAACAAGGACGGGAUCCAGGGCUCCUGCGCCCUGUUCCACCAGAGGAAAGACGUCACCUCGCGUGUCCGCUCCCAGUCGCUCGCCCCGCUCGUCAGCGUGGACGAGGCGUUCAAAAAACACGGCAGGAAGCUCGUCAUCGUGGCCUCCCAGACGCUUCGGUUCCGGGCGCUGAUCGGCAGCGAGAGCGACCCGGAUAUCAAACUGGUGGACUACUCCUACUGCAUGCUGGAGCGAGUUGGCCGGGCGCGCUGGCAGGGGGAGCUCCAGAACGAAUUAGUCCAAACCUAUCAAUUCUACAAGGUGGACGCCCGCAAGUUGCACUACAUGAGGAAGUCUCUGGUCCAACACGGGCUGAUCUCCACGCAGGCUUUUACCCAACGCAUGGCGUCAGGACAGCAGAAGUAUUCCAUUCAUCUCCUGCUCAAACGCUUCCACGUCAUCAGGAGGUCCAAGAACGACUUACUGAUGCAGCUCGUGUCGGAAUUCCUGCAGAAGACACCCGGCCAACUGGCGGCCAUGGUCACCGUUAGAGACCACCUGAAUGUCCCAGAAGACAUGUGCAAGCGCGUGUUUCAAUGCAUGGAAAAAGCCAAGCUGGUGGAUUAUUGCAGCAUGCCGCUGGAGGACUUGGUGGACGAGGGCGGGUCCUUAGUUAAUAGAAGAGGCAAAAAAGUGAUGGUGCGCUGCUUGAAACACCGCAAGGCAUACACAGGAAAGCGUAGCAUCGUAGGAGAUGAGGACGACGGCGAAGAGGACGAAACCAACGGUUCUAAGAGGAGAGAUUUCCCUCCGGUGGGCCGACUCAUGGAGAAGGAUUUAAUGUCCCAGGCCUACAAUCACAUUUUGUCCAGUGGGGACAGUGGACUCGCUCAGUCCGCCCUCGGUUCACGGAUGAACAUUGGGAAGCUAGAAUCUCGCAGUCUUUGGCGGAAGAUGGAGCGGGACGACCACGUCAAGGGCUUCAUGGUAGACGAAGGCCGGCAGAGGACCACAAAGUUCAUCAGCCUCAGGUGUGUGGGUGGCCACGACCAUCUCCAGCUUUUUGCCAAAGAGAGGCAACGCACAAAGCUUUUUGACUCGUCACCGAUGUCGCAGAGCACCCCCAACGCUGCUUCCCUUAGCCGUCGCCCGCCAUCGAACUCAAAGAAGUCGGCGCCCAAAAGGGUUGAAAAACCUCAGCAGUCAAGGAAAAGAAAAGUGAGAACUUUUGAAGUAGAAGAGGAAGAAGAGGUGGGAAAGGAAGUGAGUUUGGAUGAAGAAGCGAAUGAAGGGAAAGUCCAAGAAGAGUUGAGGGAGAGAAGAAAUAGCGCAGAGAAGAAAGCGACAUCUGAGACUGAAGAUGCUCCUGUUGAGUGUGAAACCCCGGUUCAACUACAGCCUGACGCUGUGCCUGCCAGCACGUCAGAGCAAGUUCCAUGUGAGCAUGAUGAAGAAGAAGCAUCCAGCUCUCAGAGCCUGGAGAAGAAAACAGCAGACCCGACAGUGGACAUCGUGGUAGUGGAUAACGUCUCCGAGCAGGUGGUAUCCAAACGCGUCCAGAAAAAACACGAGACCUACCGCUUGCUGAGGAGGAAGAACAUCAUCACCGAGACUGUGCACAAGAAGCAAAUCAUAGAAGGCCUUUUUCAGAUACAGAAGGUGAUCAAUAAUGACGAGAAGGACCAAGGAGUGAAGACAAAAUGCUGCAAGAAGACGGCACGGCGUCUCGUCCACACUCUGUCCAGAGAGGGCCUAAUUAAGAUGUUCAACACCACCGUCAUACAAGACGGCAUCAGCAAGAAGGUUGAGCUAUUUGUUCAUCCAAGCAUGCAGCCUAACGACAAGUUGGUGUGUGCCGCAAUCGAGCAGGUCCGCUUCAACAUCUCCAGCUCCUGCACCCCUACAUUCCAGCAGCCGGUCAAAGAACCCGAAGUGACAAAAGAAGAGCCGAGUAAAACUUUGAAGAGCCUCAGCGAGAUGACGGAAGAAUCCUUGAAAGAAAAAAAACAUAAACUGGAUUUCAAGCCCACAAGAGUGCGAGGACUGGGAAAGACUUUGGGUUUCCAGCCGAAGAUGCAUCGCCUGCAUGUUUUUCACAGCUUCCUCUUUUACAUCAUCUACGGCCAUCCCCUGAUGCAAAAAAGUUCCUCAGGACCAACAGCAGCCCCCGGAGAGGUGCCUGAGGCCAACCAGCAAGAAGACACUCAGCCAGGCGCCGACAAGGACCUCGAAGGCGCAAACACGAAGUCGCCUGAUGAUGUCAUCGGCGGCCCCCCUGACUCUGAAACCUUUAAUAUGGAUGUGGCGUCAUCGGGCGAUGAAGAACUGAUGGCUGGUUUCGAAGCAGAACAGUCCGAGUGUGAACUAAAAGUUUAUUCCGAUGAGCCUUCGUGGAAGAGGUUUGUCCCGCCUGUGCCCCCACACAGAGAGAGGGGCAGCGGCUGGCUGAGGGUGAGCGACCUGAUCUUCUGCCUGCCGCUCUCCGUGUUCAUUCAGAUGAUGCAGAUUAAUUAUCAGGUUGAUGGCUUAAAGGACUAUCUGAGCGACCCUGUGAAGCAGCACCACCUGAUCAGACAGCUGCCCAUCGAAAUGAGAAGAAAGCUCUUUUAUAAACGGAAAUACCUAUUUGUCGUCAUUGAGAACCUGCAGAGGUUGGUCUACAUGGGGUUGGUGCAGUUUGCUCUGACGAAGACAAAGUUUAGCGAUCAGACGCCGUUUUACCUGAAGCGCAAUGCCACCAUUGUUGACACGAGCAACGCGGAGCCUCACUACUGGCUGAUCUCGGAGACCAGCGACAAGCCCUUCGAAAGACGCCGCUACACGUUCAACACUGACGACGAUGUGGAAUCUUACUGGUUUGACCUCAUGUGUGUCUGCCUCAAUACGCCACUGGGGCUCAGCCGCUAUAGGAAAAGUGCCUCAGAGGAUGAGGGGAAACCUUUGAUUAUGCCUGAGCGUUACACGUUUGUAGGAUUGGCACAUUUGCUCAAAGGCAGCAAUGAAAUGUGUGACGACGGCGUGACGCCGGGAGACGGUAAAGGAGCGGGAGGUCUGGACUCCGAAUUCUUUGCUCAUCUAAAACGAAAUUGGCUGUGGACCAACCGCAUGCUCUUCAACGAAAAAGAUAGAGUGCGACUGAGGAGUCUGUUGGGCUGCGACGUGCUCCGGGCGUUUAAGGAAGGCACUGUCAAACCCUGCUAUAGGAAAGCUCAGAGAAGUUUGAUAGCUGAGGAAACUGUUAAGAUGGCGAUCGAGUCUUCGUCCAGGAACAAACAGGUGGUCGGAGGGAAGCGUCAGAAGAGGAAGAGAAUCAAAAAGGAGGUCAUCAAGGUUCCUCGCAAGAAGAAGAAAGAGCCCAAAAUCCGCGGCACCCCCGUUCACGACGAGGCCGACCAUCGAGCGCUGAAAAUGAUGACCAGGCAGCGAGUGCUCUGGACGGUGCUGGAGGACUCUAUGUUGAUGCUCGGCAACGUGGCCUCGCAUCUGCUCAAAAGCAAGAUGAGAAGGAAGUUCUCAGCCUGCUGUGUGGUGCGAGACCUUCUCCAGGCGGAGUUUCAGAUCUCCGAGGACAAAACAUCGCUGGCCGUCGGGCGGCGCUCUCGCUACAUACUCAAGAAUCCUCAGGCUUUUCUCAACUUCAGGAUCUGCUUGGCUGAGGUCUACCAGGACAAAGAUCUGAUGAAACGUUUAAAUGACAACAAGCCAGUCGAUCCCAAUGACACUGAGGAUUGUGCUAAAUCGUACAUCGAGUACGUCAGGCUUCUCAGGAAGAAGUUCCGCUCUGUCCCAAGUGGCGAGGAGUUGAAGAUGCCCGACAGCAAGCGUCAGCUUUUCUCACAGUUUAAAGUGUCUGUGAUACACACUGGGAAGCAGGUUCCCUGCAAAGACACAUUGAGCUGCACAAUGGACAUUCAUGCCAUCGGGUUACACAAUCUGAUCCAGAGCACACUGGCCAUGACCAACCAUCAGAUGAAGUCUUCCCGAUCCUUCCAGACGUUCCACGUUUACAGUAAGUACCAACAGGAGCUGCUGGGCCAAGUUUUCAUCCAGUGCCGGAAGCGCAGUCUCGUCAACCGCCGACGCGUCUUUCCGAAGAUGGAGCCCCGGAAGAACCGUGUGAUGCCUAUCCUGCCUAUGUCCUUCCAACUCUCUCAGUCCUAUUACAGGUUGUUUUCAUGGCGUUUCCCUCAUUCCCUUUGCACCGACUCGUUCCGCUUCAUGAGGACCCUCCUCGGCAAAGGCGCAGGCGACAACAAGCCCUUCGUCUGGUUCUAUCUCGAGACCGAACCCAGGACAGUGAGCGGAGAGGAAGCGUUGCCGGAACCGUCCAGGAAACAAACCCAGAAGCAGGCCGAGAAGAGCGACGCAGGCGAAGGGGAAAGUGACAAAGCUCAUCCGCCGCCGAUUAAGGAGGACGUUUCCGAAAUGCUACGCUUCUGUCUAGACUCUGUCGGGGGCGCCUGCGUGGCCUCGCUCUCGCUAAUGAGCUUGGGAUUGCUGUCGGUGCACUUGUCUAUCCCUAAACAAAUGGUGGUGGUGGACAGCAACAUGGUGGACGGCGACGUCAAGAGUUUUGUGUCACUGGAGGAAGAGGAGGACGACGAGGACGCUGAGGAGUGUGAAGGCAAAAAGAAGAUAGGAGUGCACACUCAUCAUGCGUCACACACAAAGUACCUGAUGAUGAAAGGACACUUCAUUCCUGGCAUCGUCAAACUGCGCAACCUGAACACCACCGACAGCAUCGUGGUAGAGUCGUGUUUGAUUAGCAUGCAGCUGAGAAACACGCCCGCUCACAGCAUCCUGACGGACCACGGUCUCUCACCCCUGGACUUUUCUAAAUGCGGCCCAUCUCUGCUGCCGUCCAUCCUCAGCCGCUCCAUCCAUCCCGCCUGCGCCUCCUCCUGCGUGAGCCAGUGUGACGCCGAUCUGGUCCAGCAGAGAGGGUACACACCUCAGGACCUGGAGGCGUGUGCUCAGCUGAGAAGGAGCCUGGAUGAAGCAGGCGACAAAGGAACAGACCACCGGGACUUGUUUGACCUGUACUCUCACUUCUGGCGGCCGCAGUCUGGACGCAGCAGGAGCCUGCAGCAGUACCUGGAGGACUUGGAAGAAAAAGGCCAGGUCUUAAAAGUUGGCAAUUGCAGCGCCCGCUGGGUGCUCAUGAAGCACGUCGACCCUUGGAUCCUGACCGUCAGCUCCAAGACCUGGUCCCCGGCGCAAGCGUCCCUUCUCGGCCGUCCCUCCCAGCACAACAUCCCCUUCCUGCGCAAGAGGCGCAGACACCGUAGUCCGCAGCGGGAAGACGACAAGGACAAGGAAGAGCCUCCGGAAAAAAAGGCGCCCCUGGAAAGUGAAGAGGACAGAGCGGGACGGACGAGCGAGACGCUAAACCAGGAAGAAAAACCGGAAGGUGAGCCAGAGGAACAGAUGGUAAGACUAGAGGAGGAAGAAGCGAAGCAGGCGGCAAACGAGGUAGCGGAAAAGUGUGAGGACAAGAUGGAGGAGGACAAAGACGAAGGAGCAGCAUCAACACAAGAGGCCAACCUUUCUGAGGAAAAUAUAUGUUUCAUGUGUCGGCCUUGGCGCCUGGUGGAUGGGACACUGAAUCGGCAGGUGUGUAAAGGAAUGCUGGAGGGCGUCCUCUUCCACAUCAUGUCCUGUCCUGGAAUCACUGAGCAGACGCUGGUGGAUUACUACCAGGGCGUGCUGCAGCCAAUGGUGUUGCUGGAACUCGUGCAGUCCCUCACAGAACUAGGCUGUCUGACGAAGAAGACUCUGGUUAAAAAGCCAAAAGUCACACUGUUCAGCCGCCCUGUCCCUGCAGCUAAAGUAGAGGCGGAGCCAACGGUGGUGGAGCGAGACUGCGUCUUUUAUGAACCCACCAUCAGCUGCUGCAUCAGGCUCGCUCAGGUGCUGCCCAACGAACGCCACUGGAACGCCAUGUAUUGUAAAUAAAAUUUUCUUUUUGUUUUUAGAGGCGACGCUUAACUUACAAUGUGAAUUAAACCAUAAUACACAUUACUCUUUCUGUAUUAUUGUUCUACUAGUUAUUCUGAUGAUCUUAUACAGUGGAACCUCUAUUUACAAACUUAAUUGAUUCUUGAACAUGGUUCGUAAAUGAAAAACAUUGUCUAGUUAAACACAGAUAAUUAACAAUGUGAACAUUAAUAAUUUCC
Entelurus aequoreus (snake pipefish) is the source of this 6649-nucleotide messenger RNA. Its product is annotated as general transcription factor 3C polypeptide 1-like. The coding region runs from base 201 to 6428 and encodes 2075 amino acids. The transcript has 41 exons. Gene Ontology annotation, cellular component: transcription factor TFIIIC complex. Lineage: Eukaryota; Metazoa; Chordata; Actinopteri; Syngnathiformes; Syngnathidae. Gene Ontology annotation, molecular function: DNA binding. The record is from RefSeq and is a predicted model, not a curated record. Gene Ontology annotation, biological process: 5S class rRNA transcription by RNA polymerase III; transcription initiation at RNA polymerase III promoter.